Paramecium tetraurelia is the source of this 1464-nucleotide messenger RNA. RefSeq lists its product as uncharacterized. Lineage: Eukaryota; Ciliophora; Oligohymenophorea; Peniculida; Parameciidae. The transcript has 6 exons. Gene Ontology annotation, cellular component: motile cilium; microtubule; Golgi apparatus. Gene Ontology annotation, biological process: cell motility. The record is from RefSeq and is a predicted model, not a curated record. Gene Ontology annotation, molecular function: small GTPase binding; microtubule binding.
AUGAGCAAGAACAAACCAAAGCCAACAGAUGCUAAACCAUAGUUAUCAAAAGCUGAAUUGGAGGCACAAAAUAAGGCUAAAUAAGUUAAUGAUGUCGAGAAUGAAGCGUACAAGAAAUAAAUGAGAGAAGAAAUAAGAUUGCUUAAAACAGACAUAGAUGCAGAAGAGAAAUUGCUUUCUUAAUAUCAAUAGGAAAGAGAGAAGAUAAAUUACAACUGGAUUAUUGCUAAGAAGGAAUUGGAUGAUAAGAAAAGUGACUUCAUUAACAAGGAAAGAGAAAUUCAGGAUCUGAAGGAGAAUCACUUCAUGCAGUUGAAUCUUUAUAAAUAAAAAAUUAAGCAUCUGUUAUUUUAAAAUCAGGAUCAGCAAAGUGAUUUAAGGAAGGAUGUAGAGGUCACAUUAAAACAACUAGAAGAUGAUCAUAGAAUGAAGGAUAGAGAAUUAAAGACUGACAUUCGAUCUUUGAAGGUUCAAUAGAAAGAAGCUGAUUUGGCUUAAAAUGAUUAUAUGUUUGCACUCAAAACUGAAUACGAUCGACAAGCUACUUAAUUAAGGCAGAACUUUGAAAGAUAGGCGAAUGAUUUAAAGGAGAAGUAUCAUUUAAAAAUGGAGAAAUUGAGAAGAGAAAUGGAGGAGGCUAGAAAUAAUCUCAUUAAAAUUCUGCAAGAGAAAAAGGAUCUAAGGAUUUAACAAUUGACGAAAGAACAUUCUAAAAAAUAUACUGAAAUUAAGAAUUACUAUUCUGAUAUCACUGCAACCAAUUUGGAUAUGAUUAAGAGUUUGAAAAAUGAGAUUACAGAUCAUCAAAAAAAAGAAGAAAAGGAUAAAAAACUAUUGUAAUCAAUUGAAAAUGAGUCGAAGAAUUUGAAUGAGCCACUCAAGGCAAUUAAAGAGGAAAUUAAAUUCUUAAUUAAAGAAAAGGAAGAACAAGCCCAAGUUGUUUAACAAAAGGAACAAUUGAAGUUAAAAAUAGAUGAACUUGAAAAGAAGUUUAGAAAUUUAGAAUAUGAAUAUGAAGUUAAAUUAUAGCAUUUCCAAUAUAUGGAAAGAGAAAAGAGAUCACUUGAGGAUAAAUUUAAUUCAACAAUUUAAUCGAUCUAAUAAAAAACUGGCUUAUAAAAUCUUAUCUUGGAAAAGAAAACCUCUGCUGUAUAAGAGGAACUGGAAAUCAAGGAAUUGCAAUUGAAUCAAGUCUUACAAGGGGCAAAUAUUGAUCAGAAUUCCAUAAAUAUCAUUACAAGGUAGUAUUAAGAAAUUGAUGUUCAAAAAUCAGCAUAAAUUGCUGAAUUGCAAUAAUAAUUAACGUAAAUAAGAAAGGCCCAUUCUCAUAUGGUUAAGGCUUAUGAUGGUAAAUUAGCUGAAUUCGUAAUUCCUGUGGAAGAACUUGGAUUCGAUCCAUUGGUGCCAACUUUUACGGAAUGAGUCGCAAAUAUUACAUUCAGUUAUUUUAUAUGAUGUCGAAAA